AUACGAGAAAACGAAAAUGAUGGGGAAAUCAGACAGUUGACGAAGGAACACUUCCUUUUAAAACGUUGAGGAGGGUAGCUAGUUUUUAAGCGUUGGUCAGUCCACAUACGCCUAAUGAACGCGGUGGAAACAUUUAACGCUAUGUUGUUAGAUAUCUCUAACGAGCUCAAGGAUGACAACUUGAAGCAGCUCAAGUUCUUGUGUUCUGAAAUUAUCGGGAAGAAACAAAUGGAAAAAGUAAAAAUGGGCGUUGAUCUUUUUCAGCACCUAAAGGAAGUAAACAAACUAGGACCUGACCAUGCAACGUUUCUCUGCACGUUACUGGAGAAAAUAAAGCGAGAGGAUCUUGCUAAAAAAGUGCAGGAGUACAUGCAAAAGAAUGCAUCAAGAGACGUAGGUCUACCAGAAACCGAGGAACGAGCAAAAGUGAAAAUAGCAGUUGAUGUCAUUGUUGCAAACCUUGGGAAAGACUGGCGACGAUAUGGCAGGAAGCUGGGACUGCACGAUGCAAAACUUGACCAAAUCCGGGAGAAGCACCCUUUUAACCUUGAGGAGCAGGUGAUGGAGGUCAUCAAUGAGUGGAAGAGGAUGCACACAGGGGAUGUCAAGGCAGCUGUUUUAAUAGAAGCACUUCGCUCUUGCAAUCUAAAUUACACUGCUGAUCUAGUUGACAAGGAGAUUAAGUCCCCUAACACAUAAAGCACUUAUCUUGGUCUUAAUAAACUCCUUGCUAAUAUGAAA
Molecule: messenger RNA, 741 nt
Organism: Alosa sapidissima (American shad)
Lineage: Eukaryota; Metazoa; Chordata; Actinopteri; Clupeiformes; Clupeidae
Gene: fadd
Product: Fas (tnfrsf6)-associated via death domain
Exons: 2
Coding region: 115-699 (194 amino acids)
Biological process (GO): regulation of apoptotic process; signal transduction
Molecular function (GO): protein binding
Source: RefSeq, a predicted model, not a curated record